AUGACGUCGGCGGUGUUCUCCAUGUUUCUAGGUAGCGUGUGGGUCAUGUAUUCCAUUGGGCUUUGGUACGGUGGAUGGAAGGCUUCGCACGGCAACACGACACCAGGUGAUGUGUUUGCCGCUUUCUUCGGCGUCAUGAUGGGUACAGGUUUGCUUGCACAGAUCUCUCCGAAUGUCACUGCUGUCUCCAAAGCUGCUGGUGCUGCAGAGGAGUUGUUUACUAUUCUAGACACGGCCAGUGCUCUUGACGCGGAAAAGGAAGGUGAAGAAAUCAUUUCCGAGACCUGCGAAGGAAAAAUUGAGGCUGUAACCGUCAACUUCGCCUACCCGAGCCGCCCAGAUGCUCAGAUCUUACAUAACUACAGUCUUACCAUUGAACCUGGCCAAAUGGUGACAUUUGCAGGUGCCAGUGGUGGUGGUAAGAGUACGUUAAUUGCUCUAAUCUUGCGAUUCUACGACCCGACCAGCGGCACCAUCUAUCUCGAUGGCCGAGACGUGAAGACACUAAAUGUAAGGUGGUUGCGCUCGCAGAUCGGCAUGGUGUCUCAGGAACCGGUGCUGUUUGCGAUGACAAUCUUUGAUAACAUUGCCCGGGCGCAGUACAAUACAAUGGUGGGCGAGAAGGGUGUAUCGCUGUCUGGUGGACAAAAGCAGCGAAUUGCCAUUGCCCGUGCCAUUGUGCGCAAGCCUAACAUUUUAGUGCUUGACGAGGCAACUAGUGCUCUGGAUAGCGCUCAGCGAAAAGCUUGUGCAGGCUGCUUUGAACAAGUUGAUGGCCACGACAAAAAUGACAACAUUGGUCAUUGCCCACCGUUUGAGAGUUUUGUUUUGCUAAAGCAACACGAUGCGACUGAAUUACGGGGAGUGGAGAGUAUGCCUGAAAGUACGAAUCUGAUACGCACAAUGAGUGGUGUAUCGACAAAGACCGACUCUUCUGUUAGUGCCGUGGAGAAGGACGUUCUGGACAAGAAGCCGUUCAGUCUGACGGAUAUCGCUCGCUUGUGCAAGCCGGAACUCAAGUUCUUUAUCAUUGGACUGAUUGGCGCCUGUGUUGGAGGUAUUGCUAUGCCGGCCUCUGCGUUGCUGAUUACAGGAAUGAUUACAUCUAUGACGGAGAAGUACGGAUUCAUUAUACCAAGUAGAGGAGAGACAUAUCAUUUGAGUGAACUAUACGACGACGUAGAGUUGUAUGGCAUUCUUUAUCUGAUGGGUGCGGCAGUGAUUGCGAUCUUUAUGAAAGAAAAUGCUACAGGGGCAUUGACGGCUGAUCUUGCCACGAACGCAACGAAGGUUGCAUUGUUAUCCGGUGAUUCGCAAGCGCGUGUGUUCCAAGCCAUAUUUACUCUAGCCGCAACGCUGGUUAUCUCAUUUGGCUUCGGUAGCUGGCUACUGUCCCUUAUCAUGCUGCCUAUUAUGCCUUUCCUGCUCUUCGGACACGUCGUGCGCAUGAAGCACAUGCAGUGCGGUGAUCUGAUCUUGGCCGGCUUGGCCGUUCCUGGUGCUCAUGCAUCCGAAGUUCUCAGCAACAUUCGCACAAGACGCUCUGGGCAUCGAGCAAAAGUCAGUGGAAGUGUUUAA
This is a messenger RNA of Peronospora belbahrii, 1578 nucleotides long. The record is from the annotation of a GenBank genome assembly. Lineage: Eukaryota; Oomycota; Peronosporomycetes; Peronosporales; Peronosporaceae.